Molecule: messenger RNA, 2713 nt
Organism: Anarrhichthys ocellatus (wolf-eel)
Lineage: Eukaryota; Metazoa; Chordata; Actinopteri; Perciformes; Anarhichadidae
Gene: mmaa
Product: metabolism of cobalamin associated A
Exons: 7
Coding region: 72-1325 (417 amino acids)
Cellular component (GO): cytoplasm
Molecular function (GO): GTP binding; GTPase activity
Source: RefSeq, a predicted model, not a curated record
CGGAAACAGGAAGAGGAUGAGUGGACCGUUGAUAUGUAACCUGUAACACACCUCCAUGCAGCUGGGACGAGAUGCCCCACAUUUACCAUAAAAUGCGACGGUUUGGCUUCUCCCUCCUCCCCCACAUCUCUUCUCUUCCCUCCUCAUUCACUGUCCCCUCGGGCACCAGGACAUGCUGCCUCCGCCAAAGGGUCUUCACUGGUUCCCACACUUGUUACCAGAGCACCAUCCCUGGUCCCAGCUGCCAGCACAAGAGGGAUGUGAGCACAGCCCUCGGGUCGCACAUACAGGACCUGAGCGGGCCUGAGCAGAGACUGUUGGACAAACUGUAUGAAGGGCUGAUCGGAGGACAGCGGGCGUCUCUGGCUGAGUCCAUCACUCUGGUGGAGACCCAGCAUCCCAGGAAAAAGGAGCUGGCCCAGGUGCUGCUGCAGAGGGUGCUGGCCUACAGGAAGGAGCAGGAGAGCCGUAAUGGAGGGAAGCCAGUGGCUUUCCGAGUGGGUCUGUCCGGUCCUCCAGGAGCAGGGAAGUCGACCUUCAUCGAGGUGGUGGGGAAGAUGUUAACAGGACGGGGACAUAAGGUGUCAGUGCUGGCCGUUGACCCGUCCUCCUGCACUACAGGAGGGUCUCUGAUGGGUGAUAAGACUCGUAUGACUGAACUCUCCAGGGACAUGGACGCUUUUAUCAGGCCAUCUCCGGCCUCAGGAACACUCGGUGGAGUCACCAGAACAACUAAUGAGGCCAUUGUUCUCUGUGAGGGAGCGGGAUACGACAUUGUCCUUGUAGAGACCGUAGGUGUGGGCCAGUCAGAGUUCGCAGUGGCUGACAUGGUUGACAUGUUUGUGCUGCUGAUUCCGCCAGCAGGGGGCGAUGAACUCCAGGGUAUCAAGAGAGGCAUCAUUGAGAGGGCCGACUUGGUGGUGGUGACGAAAGCGGAUGGAGACCUGCUGGUGCCAGCCAGGAGGAUCCAGGCGGAAUACACCAGUGCACUCAAGCUGCUAAGGAGGCAGUCCAAGUCCUGGAACCCUAAGGUGGUGCGCGCCUCCUCGCUCACCAUUGAGGGCAUCCCAGAGGUCUGGGCGAAGAUGGAGUCGUACCGGGACGCCAUGUUGGCCUGCGGUGAACUGCGGGGCCGGAGGAGGGCCCAGCAGAAGGUGUGGAUGUGGAGUCUGAUCCAGGAGAACGCCCUCUGCCAUUUCCAGAAUCACCCCAGUGUCAGAGAGGCUCUACCUCACCUCGAGGAGAGGGUCACCAAAGGAGCCAUCUCCCCGGGCCUGGCUGCUGACCUGCUCCUCAAAGCCUUCUCAUCAUCACCACCGCAGUGAUCAGUGGGACUGCACUUCUGGAGACGGAUGGGGGUGGCUCGUGGUCAGUCAGGACUAAGGAAAGCCAGGACAGAGGGAGAAUAUGUGACCUUUACUCUGGUUUGCACAAAAAAAAAAAGAGCAGUCUUGCUUCUUUUUUUUUUAACACUUAAUUUGAAAUUCAAAACACCUGGAUGGAAGUCACCCCUCCACAGAAACUUCAAUCAGGAGAGGAAGAGCGUGCUGUGAGGUGUCCCCUUUCAGCUACUGCUUCCAUCCAUUUGGACAGUGGACAGCAAAACAAAACAUGACAGUUGUGUUUAAUAUUGCUGUGAGAUACGAAAUGUUGCAGAUACUGGGUUUGUCCUCUGGGACAAAGACACUACAGACCCUUGUUUUAAUACGAUUCGGGCAACGUGGUCUUUACAGAGAAGUGUACAGACCAUGUUGUUACAUCUGGAGUUUGCACAGUACCCAUCACCUUUAUGAACGGGGUCAUUAAAUGUGACUUAAUAUAUUGACAUGACAAGGACUGUAGCGGUGUGAUUUAUGUGUAAUGAUUCAGUGAUCAAUAAGAAAAAGACAGGAUCCGGCUCAGAGAAAUGGGAUUUGUUCUGCUGAGCUUCCGUGGACAUUGCUCCAAUAACAAACACACUUCCUCCCUUUGAGAAGCAACUGACCUACACAAUGUUUUUAUUCACUAUUUGUGUUCCUGAGUUGAAUAUUAUAUUAAAAAGAAUGAUGUGAAUCUUAAAUGGAUAAGAGAGUAACAUUAAAUCUGUCGGUACAGUUGGCCAAGCUUUUCUCUCUCCUUGUGUUUGCUCAUGAUAUGAACAAAGAGGGAGUGAUUAAUAUUACCUCUACGAAUAUUAGUCCUGAGAUUUGUCAAAGACGUAAUGAAAUUUCUGCUGCACGCUGGAGCCAGGAAUGUCAGUGCUAGGUAUUGCCUAAAUGAGUCAGCUGCUUCUAAUUCAGGCCAAACACUUUUAAUAUUUUCAGAAUUACUUUCAUAAUGUACUGCACUGCUGGACGCCGCCAGAGAAUUAUAGACAAAGAGAAGUCACGCACUCAUAACUCCAGUGCAGCUAGUUUAUUCAUUUAAGCAGACAUGCUGCCUCUUUCAGGGUAAAGAAGACGACCCCAGUGUCAGUGACAUAUGCCUUUAUAAUCUAUAUUACAGGUAUUUUCAAAUCACAGACAUUGGCCAUUGUAAAAAAUAUAUGUUUAAAAUAGCAGCGCAAACUAGGGUUGCUACGAACUUAUUCAUUUAGUCUAUGCAAUUCCAGUAAAAUUGUGCUUAAGUUGCUGAAAAUUGCUUUUUUAACCAAACAUGGUUAAAAUGGUCUAAAAUUGAGAAAAGCAGCAAAUUCUCACAUAUGAGAAGCUGAUAUUAGCUGCUGUUUUGGUCU